UCUCGUCAAGGGCUUUAUUCUUGCAAGAGCUCAAUCUUCUCUCCCUUGUCUUCUUCUCUCUCCUUACUAUUUCUCUGACAUAGCCAGGAGAUGGGUAAUCAACAUACGGAGGAGAUUGGUCUUGGCUAUGGUCAUAAACGUAUGGACAGCCUUGAAGAGAAUGUUUCUGUGUUCUUUCCUGAAGAUUUUGCUGAUGAGUCUGAUCGCUCUUUCGAGGACGAAGAUGACUACGAGUCUGAUCACGGCUUCCAUGACCCCAUGGAAAGGGCUAUAUUUUGGGAAUCCCAAGAGGCCUUGCUUCAGGAAGUCUUGAACCGCUGUAGCAAAACAGGUUCAAAGUUAAGGCAGGAGGUCUACAGAAUCACAGGGGUAGCGAAGGAGGCUGAUUUUUGCAGCUGCCUGAAGCCCAGUAAAGGGUGCACUAGCUGUUUAAGGCAGAGGGUUGUCAAUUUGCUCACCCAAAAGGGAUUUGUUGCAGCUCUUUGCACAUCAAAGUGGAAUAACACCAAAAAGUAUCCAGGAGGGAAGCAUGAGUACGUAGAAAUGAUUGCAAGCACAAUCGGAAGCAAGAAGAAAAUUCCAUAUCUGAUUGAGUUGGAAUUCCGAGACCAGUUUGAGAUGGCUAAAGCAUGUGAUGAGUACCGCAAUCUUGUGGCCCAGUUGCCAGAAUACUACAUAGGAAAAGCUGAACACCUCAACGCCAUUGUGGGCAUUCUAUGUGAUGCAGCCAAGAGAUCAAUGAAAGAGAAGAAAAUCCACAUGGGUCCAUGGAGAAAGAGAAGCUUCAUGCAAAUGAAAUGGUCUAAUACUUCUGGAAGACGGUCUGUUGAAGAACCCUCAAGCAAGAUAUCUUCUCUGCCCUCAUCAAGACAAGCACAUGAAUCUUGCUUUCACUUCUCUGCUGCUCCAGCAUUGACUGUGACUUAGAAGGUCAUAGGAUGUCAACCAGUUUUGUUCUUGUGAUAGGGAAGUUUUGACCAUCUUGAGCAGUGCCACCUAUAUAAGCAUUCCAUAUGGAUGCAGGCAAUGAAUAGGAUUAUUGUAUACCGAGUGCUUGUAGUUGUAUUUGCGGCUAUGGUUGAAGGCAGACCCCAAUGCUGAGCUUUCUAAAUGGGGAGCUAGUUUUGCAUCUUUGUGGGUCAUUCAAGUAGUUAUCGUAAGUCAUGUUAGAGGGGCUUGAAGUGUUCUAGUACGAUGCUUGAAUACUGCAUUGUUCAGGAUAAAAAAAUUGAGUGUAAUAUCAUAUAUGUAUUGUGUUCAUGUUUUAUGCAA
Molecule: messenger RNA, 1272 nt
Organism: Populus trichocarpa (black cottonwood)
Lineage: Eukaryota; Viridiplantae; Streptophyta; Magnoliopsida; Malpighiales; Salicaceae
Exons: 3
Coding region: 91-927 (278 amino acids)
Source: RefSeq, a predicted model, not a curated record